GUUUCAGGCUUAAUGGCACAGUUUUGAUGGCAAAGGUCGUUUCUCAAAGGAUAGAUUGCGUAAUGGAAUGUGCUACAGAGCCAUGUUGUAGAUCAAUCAACUACAAAAAGUCAAUGGUCCUAGAGAAUGAAUCAAACUGCGAAAUGCUACAUAACUUGGUGUAUAAUGUUUCUGAGAAGGAAUUGAAGGAAAACUCCACGUAUGAUUACGUUUAUCUGUUCAAUCCUAAAAAG
Messenger RNA from Paramuricea clavata, 233 nucleotides. The record is from the annotation of a GenBank genome assembly. NCBI's taxonomy places the organism in Eukaryota, Metazoa, Cnidaria, Anthozoa, Malacalcyonacea, Plexauridae.